CCCGUUUACCCUGACGUCAGGACUACCUGAGAGGGUGGCAGAGAGAGGAUGGCUGGCUGCAGUGAGAAGAACAACAGGGAGGUGGGAUCGAGGACUAGACUAUUUGCAGACAAAAUAUAAGCACCAGGCAAGAGAACCACCAGGGGACUGGAGGAAGCAUGGGGAAUCACCGAGACCUCUCAGAAGCUUCACUGUUCUAGUUCUAACAAGUACGACCCACCUGGACUUGAGUUUUGGAGUAUUACAAGAAGGUAAUUAUUUUCCCAGAUGCACAUCAAGUGAUCUAGCACCAUUUAAUGAAAAUACCGUCCUUCACUUGCUGCUGCAGAGAGCCAAUUGGAAACCUAGUUAAAUGAACUGCACCAGAGACUUGCAAGAACUUCCAGGUGGGAGAAGGAAGGACAAGAAGAGAUUAGAAAAAGGUCUUUGGGCCUUCGAUGUGAAGAACUCUUUAGUGAUGGAGGUGAUCGAUGCACGAAAGAUAAAGACAGAAGAAGGACUCACAGAGAACAUUGGGCUUCCCCUGUGUGUGCUUGAGAAACACAAUCCUUGGCCAGCCUAUGUGACAUAUAUGUCCCCGAUGGUGAAGAGACUCAUUGAGAAAAGCAAAGCUAGAGAUCUGGAAUAUGCGCAGGCACUCGAGGAAAGCCAACCGUCAUCGAGGCAGAACAAGCUGGCCAGCAUCACACAGCUGAAAAGGAAAAAGUCAUCUAAGGGCCCUGGAAACUUGAUGUUGAAGGACAUGUUAUCAGUGUGGAGCUCUUACUCUGUUCCAGCCACUGGUCCCACCGCUAUGCCAGAGCCAAGGCACUUCCACACGGAUUCCAGAGAAAAUCCCACUGCAAACUAUAACAAGAUCAUCUUCUCUCGAAAACCCAUGAUGAGGCUGCUUCCGUACAGCUCCCUGCUAGUCAGCAAAGAGAAACAUUCAAGUGUUUAGCAGGGAGCUCCUGCAGUCAUCCCUCCACCCCUCCACCAAGAUCGUACAGUAAUUAAGCUCCAUGUGCUGUAAAUUUCCCUAUGUCCUUUAAAGGUGAACUUGUCCCUGCUUGUGCAGAGGUUGGCUGAGAUAAACCAGAUCUGAAUGUGGGCCGUGGAUGGGCAGGUAUACCCCCUCCAGCAUCACAGUCUGAUGGGGUUGGGAAACCCCACACCCCAGUUCCUGCCAUAUAUGCUUAGAACCUAACUGAGGUUGAAUGAGUUCCAGUCCAGGCAGGACACAGAAACCACACCGGUUACUAUACCAGAGGUAAUCCAAUAGAAAGAAUUACUAACCAGGUAACUGGAAAGGUGGGACGAGAACCCAAUGGUAUUAGUGGAGGUAGCCACCUGCAAGAAAGCAGGUUUCCCAAGGCUGGGGGAGCAAAGGCAAGAUAUUGGACUUAUCAAAAGUUAGGCACUCGGAGAGUGGGCAUGUAGGCUCAAUUUCAGAUUUUUGAGACUGGGCAGGAUGGGGGAUACUCCUCAGUGGCUUCUGGUGUCCUUGAGCUUGGAGGACAUUUCCAGCAGGGAGGGUAUCUCAGUCUCUGUGUAGGGGAAGCUCUUUGGCUGAAGUUGAUUCUGUGAUGGUGGAGAAAACCAAAAAACUGGACUCAAAUGCUUCUGGAAGGAAUUGACCCUGCCCGAGAGAACAAGAAGCGUUGCCAGUGGAAACAGACAGGGACAGGAAGCCAGCAGAGGGGUACACAGGAAGCAAACCAGGAGAGAAUUCCUUCCUCCCCUUCCAGCCUCAAAGCUCCCCCUCACUGCCCCAUACCCGCUAUGGGCAGAACCUAUCAGGGAGGAAAGCAGGAAUGUGGUUUGCGGAAUCCUGAAUGCCAACAUCUCAGCGUUGGGGUGAAAGGAUAAGCUUGAAGCCAGGAAUACAUUAGCUUCAAAACCGGCACUCUGGUGUUCUGAGUGAGCCUACCUUGUUCCACCAGGCACCUGAACUUGGAAUUGAGUUGUUUACUCCGUGGUGGGUUUACAAAGCGGCAGUGGGGGCGUGAGUGUCCCCUGCUGAGAAACGGAGGAUUUCCUCCCCUGUACUACUUUAAGGUUUGCCUUGUGGAGUCGAGUUGGCAGGGGAGAAGUUCCUGGCUGAACCCCAGCUGUAAUUUGUCAGACCACACUUAGCAUUGGUCCAUCCGUGCUCUGGGCAGUUCCCAAUUGGCCCCAAAGCAAGUGAUGUUAAAAAACAGUCUCAAAGCGGACAGGCUUUGUCUUUAGAUGCAAGGGGAAUCUGGUUAUGAUAGGGAGACCUAGCUGAUCUCACGACUGGGGUUUAUCUAUUGACUAUAGCAUGCCUCCAUUGGUAGCUUCUUCUGAAUUUCUGUAUUUACAUUCGUGAAGCAGUUGAUACCCAUCUUGCUUCCCUAACAGACAUGUAGAGGCAAGUUGCUAUAAAUGCCAUUUGAAGAAGUCAAGUUUGCCCUACACAUGCAUUCUCUCCAUACAGGAAUCUUGCAGAAAUUUUAGCACUCACCUCUGGCUGCUGUGAGUAGCGUUGGGACAGCUUCACAAAUUAGAAGCCCUGGACCCAUUCCUGGGUUGCCAGGUCUUGGCCAGAAUGAAUUCUUGCAAAAAUAUAGGUGGUUUCCAGUGAAUGUGAAUGACUGUA
This is a messenger RNA of Mustela lutreola (European mink), 2599 nucleotides long. It is a transcript of the gene CDRT4, whose product is annotated as CMT1A duplicated region transcript 4. The coding region runs from base 353 to 940 and encodes 195 amino acids. Lineage: Eukaryota; Metazoa; Chordata; Mammalia; Carnivora; Mustelidae. The record is from RefSeq and is a predicted model, not a curated record. The transcript has 5 exons.